AUGCAUUACAAUAUCGAUGAGGAGGAUUAUGUCUUUGAAGCUCAGCCUAUUUUCUUUAAUAGUUAUACUAAAAUUUACAAUUGCACUAAAGGAAAACAUUUUGUAAAAUCUCUUUAUGCAAAAGUAUUUUUUAAUAUAUAAUUGUGAGUUUUCUUCUUCGAACGAACACGAAAUAGACUACAAGAAAAUAUACUAAAUCACUCAAAAGAGUAAUAAUCAAAAUCUUGUUCCAAUUUACCAUAUUGAUUACGAUUUUUCUAAAAAAUAGUAUUUCAUAAUUAUGGAAAAAUGUUAAGAGAACUUGGAAUAACAAUGUCAGGAGUUCAAUGAGAUGCAGAUAAAAGAUUUUUUAAUUGAUUUUAUCAAAGGGUACAAAUGUUUGCAUGGUUCGAACUUGUUCCAUGGAAAAAUAAAUGCAAACAAUAUCUUUAUAAUUAAAUCUUAGAAUAAAUAUUAAUACAAGAUAGGAGAUAUCGUGUCAUAUGCCACUUCAAAUAAUACAAAUAUUGGGUAUAUAGCCCCUGAGAUUUUUCCAAGUUCUCCAGAGGAUGAGCUUUACCUUAAAAUUUAGAGUAAUCAAAACUAAGUGGCUUCUGAUAUUUAUUCUGUAAUUGAUAUUUUUAUAAAAGCUUGGAAUGGUACUAAUCAGAUUGAUAAAUGGAAAACUGCCCUUUGAAUGCACUCGUGAUUAAGUGAAUUUUUUUCAUUACCUUAUCAAAUCCGAACAAUACAAAAUUAAUAAAAAUCCAUUUAACUCUUAAUAAAAACCUAUCAGUGAAGAACUUCUCAAUCUUGUUUAAAGAAUGAUUAAAUACAAUCCUGAAGAUAGAUUAUCACUUGAGGAUUUAUAUAAAUAUUAGGCAAAACUCCUUAAACAAAAAUUGUCAUAAACGAUAAAUUAUCCUUCUUCUUAGAUUCAUUUUUUUUCAACAAUAAAACCAUCUAUAACUACUAGUGCUAUUUAAUUUAAAAAAUCCAAAUCAAUGAUUUAACCAAUUCAAAGACGACCUUUAAUUUGUUUUAAAAAUUUAACCUAAGCAAAAAUACGCCCAGAAUAUGCCAGCAUCAAUCCCGAAACAUAAAGAAUGAAAGCAAUAAAGAGAACUAGUGUCGAAUAAGUAGUAAAGGAAUUCAUAGAUAGACAUUGGACUGCAUUGAAGAAUGGCUUUUAGGUUGAUAAAGAAUACGCAGCUUCUCAAAUUUAUGCUGAUAAUAGGGAGUUUAUGCUAAUGUUAUUAAACUCAUACAAUAAUAUAUACUUUGAAAUAGAUGAACAAGAAAUACUUUUCAUUUAUUGUUUACUUGCAAAAGUUUAAGGAUAUAGAGAAAUUGUUAAAAAAACAACUUCUGAUUACAAAGCAGAAUUGUUAGAUGUUUGA
Paramecium octaurelia is the source of this 1379-nucleotide messenger RNA. NCBI's taxonomy places the organism in Eukaryota, Ciliophora, Oligohymenophorea, Peniculida, Parameciidae. The record is from the annotation of a GenBank genome assembly.